Messenger RNA from Kogia breviceps (pygmy sperm whale), 4057 nucleotides. RefSeq names its product EBF transcription factor 3 (gene EBF3). Gene Ontology annotation, molecular function: RNA polymerase II cis-regulatory region sequence-specific DNA binding; DNA-binding transcription factor activity, RNA polymerase II-specific. The record is from RefSeq and is a predicted model, not a curated record. NCBI's taxonomy places the organism in Eukaryota, Metazoa, Chordata, Mammalia, Artiodactyla, Physeteridae. Gene Ontology annotation, biological process: regulation of transcription by RNA polymerase II.
GGGCCAGCGCGGCCAGGGCAGCCGCCUGCCGCCGAGCCCCGAGCGCCGCUGCUCGCGGAAGCGCUUUCGGCCGGGAGCUGCGGCCGCCGCCACCAGUUUUCAUGUUUGGGAUUCAGGAGAAUAUUCCGCGCGGGGGGACGACCAUGAAGGAGGAGCCGCUGGGCAGCGGCAUGAACCCGGUGCGCUCGUGGAUGCACACGGCGGGGGUGGUGGACGCCAACACGGCCGCCCAGAGCGGCGUGGGGCUGGCGCGGGCGCACUUCGAGAAGCAGCCGCCUUCCAACCUCCGGAAAUCCAAUUUCUUCCACUUCGUGCUGGCGCUUUACGACAGGCAGGGGCAGCCGGUGGAGAUUGAAAGGACCGCUUUUGUGGACUUUGUGGAGAAAGAGAAAGAGCCCAACAACGAGAAAACCAACAACGGCAUCCACUAUAAACUCCAGUUGCUGUACAGCAACGGAGUCAGAACGGAGCAGGAUCUGUAUGUUCGCCUCAUAGAUUCAAUGACCAAACAGGCCAUCGUCUACGAGGGCCAGGACAAGAACCCGGAGAUGUGCCGCGUGCUGCUGACCCACGAGAUCAUGUGCAGCCGGUGCUGUGACAAGAAAAGCUGUGGCAAUAGAAACGAAACACCCUCAGACCCUGUGAUCAUUGACAGAUUCUUUCUAAAGUUUUUCCUCAAGUGCAAUCAGAACUGUUUGAAGAAUGCAGGCAACCCUCGGGACAUGCGAAGAUUCCAGGUUGUCGUGUCGACCACGGUCAACGUGGACGGCCACGUGCUGGCCGUGUCUGACAACAUGUUUGUCCACAACAACUCCAAACACGGGCGGCGGGCGCGCCGCCUGGACCCGUCAGAAGGUACGGCCCCUCCUUAUCUGGAAAAUGCCACUCCGUGCAUCAAGGCCAUCAGUCCCAGUGAAGGCUGGACCACGGGGGGAGCGACCGUGAUCAUCAUCGGAGACAACUUCUUUGAUGGGCUCCAAGUUGUGUUCGGGACUAUGUUGGUAUGGAGCGAGCUGAUCACUCCCCACGCCAUCCGAGUCCAGACCCCACCGAGGCACAUUCCUGGAGUCGUCGAAGUCACCCUGUCCUACAAAUCCAAGCAGUUCUGUAAAGGUGCUCCUGGGCGGUUUGUCUACACCGCCCUUAAUGAACCAACCAUAGAUUACGGCUUUCAGAGGUUGCAGAAAGUGAUCCCAAGACAUCCGGGUGAUCCCGAAAGGUUACCCAAGGAAGUGUUACUUAAGAGGGCGGCCGACCUCGUGGAAGCCUUAUACGGGAUGCCCCAUAACAACCAGGAGAUCAUCCUGAAGCGAGCGGCUGACAUCGCCGAGGCGUUGUACAGCGUCCCUCGCAAUCACAACCAGAUCCCCACCCUGGGCAACACCCCUGCGCACACGGGCAUGAUGGGUGUGAACUCCUUCAGCAGCCAGCUAGCCGUCAACGUGUCAGAGACGUCACAAGCCAACGACCAAGUCGGCUACAGUCGCAAUACAAGCAGCGUGUCCCCGCGAGGAUACGUCCCCAGCAGUACUCCCCAGCAGUCCAAUUACAACACAGUCAGCACUAGCAUGAAUGGAUAUGGAAGUGGCGCCAUGGCCAAUCUAGGGGUCCCGGGCUCGCCUGGAUUUCUUAAUGGCUCCUCCGCUAACUCUCCCUACGGCAUAGUACCGUCCAGCCCCACCAUGGCAGCCUCUUCGGUCACCCUCCCUUCAAACUGUAGCAGUACACACGGCAUUUUCUCAUUCUCACCUGCCAAUGUCAUCUCUGCAGUGAAACAAAAGAGCGCCUUCGCGCCCGUGGUCCGGCCCCAAGCCUCCCCUCCUCCUUCCUGCACCAGCGCCAACGGGAACGGACUGCAAGGCUCUCUGCUGGGUGCUGAGGACGCUACCGUGGAGAAGACAAACUGGCCCUUUUGUGAAGUCGGUGGCAUAUUUCACUUUGAUGAACUAAUGCUCAAAAAAGGAACUGGAAAGCUAUGUCUGGGCUGGUAGUCCCGCCAAUGUGAGGGGCGCUUGUUACCUCCCGCCGCGCCCAGCAUCCAAGGACGGACUUCAGGGGACACGUUAGUACAUAAGAGGUGCUGAUGGAGACCGUGUCUUCAGUACAUCAGCAGCGGUUGAAAUGCUACAAAAGACUUUGUUUAAAGAUUUUAUUUAAACUAUUAAGAAUCAACACACAGACGACGUACUUCAUGAACAAUUCCAUUUUAUUGACUGAACUUUUCUCAUAUUUUCACAUUUCUCAGUCCUGAAGAAUGAGGAGAACAAAGCGAUGCCUAUUUUGUAUAAAGUUUCUGACUCCGUCUUGGCUAUAUGUCUAGUACUUGCUAUGUGUUGGGAGAAACUUUGUGAAUGCACCAUUUUGAUGAUCAUGAAACACUGAUGAAAAACGCCUCCAAAACAUUUUUCUGUACUCAUACUUAGAUUCACAAUGGUUGUGUAUCUCUAUAAUGUGAAAUAUUUUUUUGUGGUGACAAAAGGGGGCCAAGGAGGUCUGAGCCAUCAAACUGGAAGAAAGGAAGACUAUAUGAUUAGGAGAAUUGGGGUGGCAGGGGGGGGAGGGAGGGUUUAUCGUUGCUUAACUUCAUCUUAAUGAAACGAAACUUUGUAACUUAUUGUAGUUAGAAAUUGUAACUUUGAUAUUGAAUUCUCUUGCCUUCAACAAGCACACUGACAGAGGAAAAAAAAAAUGCUACUGUCUGUUGGUUAAAAUAUUCUCCCACUGCUAGAGCUUCCUGUUAAGCAAGUGUGAUCUGCGACAUUUUUUUCAACUUUUGCUAGCACUGUAUACUAUUGCAUUCUUAGGCUACUGUGAGGUCCAUGUUUCUUGUACCAGAAAUUGUCCUUUUGACUUCUAGAUCCUUCUUCCCUGAUGUGUUUUGUAUGUGGUUAUAAAAUUGUAGACUUUUGUGAUUUUGCCAAAGUUGUAGCUAAAUAUUUAUACACUUGUCUUGAAUUUUUUUCAGAUCCACUUAAAUAUUUAGGAAAAAAAAACGAGUUUUAUUCCUUAUGCGUCUUAUAAGGAAUAAAAUGGUCUCCAUUCAACGCUUACUUUUCCAUGAACACUUGCUGUUGCUAAGGGACUUUAUUUUGUAACAUAUCAAUUAUAAAUAUUGUAUUUAUCUUUGAAAUUUUGUACAUUGCUUUUCCCACCAUUUUCAGUUCCUCUUUCUUGUCUGCGUUGGUUUUUGAUCAUGGCCUGGUGUUAUGACGCUGGGAAGAGCAUUAAAGCCAAGAACUGUUUGAUCUGUUUCGUUCAGCGAACCAACAUCCUUGCGUUUCAUUUGUACUUCCAAAAUUUGCUAUUGUUUGUUUAGACUUUCUUUUUUUUUUUAUUUUAGGAAAAGUCAAAUUCAUUGUUUAUUUUUAUAUUAUUUUUAAGUUAUCUGAACAAAUACUUUUGAAGAAAAAAAAAGUUCGUUGUAUAGUCACAACAAAACGGUGCCACCCGCUGUGACAAACCCUCGUAGAUUCCGUGCAUGUGGAGUGGCCACGAAGAGGCGACACCGUUUGGGGCUGUGUCCUCCUUUUAUUUUUUUUUGUAGAAUGUAAAAAGUCAUUUUAGCUGCCACCCAUGACUUUGCCACAUAGCUGAACUGUGUUUACUGGAAAAAUUCAGAGGCCUAAAGUUUAAAAUAAAAUUUACUUCUGAUGUUUUAAUUAAAACGUUUGCCACAUUAACUUCUCUGAUGCCUUAAAAGUGGACUUGUUUAAAGAACUUUUGUGCUAUUUGAUCACAGGCUUACCCCACAAUUGUUAAUCAGUAUUUCAUUUGGAGAUUCACGGUGUUAAAACACGCACACGCACAAGCCCGGAGACCCCUGUGUCACUCCUUUCUGCAUCUGGUUCUGCUGUGUCCUGUGUUCUCCCAAGCCCACCUCCGAUUCAGAGAGGUUUCAGGGGACCCACCAAUCACCCCUCGUUUAAAAUUCCUUUUUUAACAAUACGUUUUUUGUGGUCGGAACCCAGCAGCACUGUCUGUACUUUUUAAACUGCAAUGACCUCCUUCAGACACGGUACCUGCUAGUGCCAAACCCGCGGUGAGACCAAGAGGGUCG